Plenodomus lingam JN3 is the source of this 678-nucleotide messenger RNA. The record is from RefSeq and is a predicted model, not a curated record. Lineage: Eukaryota; Fungi; Ascomycota; Dothideomycetes; Pleosporales; Leptosphaeriaceae.
AUGGCUGGGGGCAAGAUUACGGGGUAUUUGGACUGCGUCUCACCAUACUCGUACUUUGCUCUCUUAUCUCUUGACAAGAACCGGGCGCUGCUUGAACGGCAUGGUGUGGAGAUUGACAUAAUUCCCGUCUUCCUGGGGAAUAAGCCGCCGUGGACCCUACCUGCAAAGGGGGCCUACAGCAGCUACGACAGCGCGCGGGCGAAGCGCUACUUUGGCGUACCCAAUGUCCAAACCCCUUCUUUCUUCCCAAUCCUAUCAUUGCUGCCUCAGCGCGCACUAGGCUACAUCAAAGAAGCGCAUCCAGACAAGUUCAUCAGUGUCUUCUUGAGCAUUUAUGCGGCCAUGUGGCAGGACGGGCAAGACGUUAGUAAACCCGAGCUUCUCUUCCAAAUCCUCCACCAGCACUUCAGCGAUGCAGAGGUGGACAGGAUCAUGAAAAGUGCAAAGACUGCGCCAUACAAGCAACUCCUAAACGACAAGACCAAAGAAGCCCUCGACCGCGGAGCCUUUGGCUGUCCAUGGUUCAUCGUGCGCAACGCAAAAGGAGAAGAGGAGCCUUUCUUUGGUAGUGACAGACGGCCCAUCCCGCUGUCAACCUGGUCCCGAUGCAUGGAGAUUGACUGCCGUCGCGGAGGUGGGCCGGGCCAUGUUGAGUUGACACCCCCACGCGAACUAUGA